Molecule: messenger RNA, 5344 nt
Organism: Chiroxiphia lanceolata (lance-tailed manakin)
Lineage: Eukaryota; Metazoa; Chordata; Aves; Passeriformes; Pipridae
Gene: CPLX1
Product: complexin 1
Exons: 4
Coding region: 309-713 (134 amino acids)
Biological process (GO): synaptic vesicle exocytosis; neurotransmitter transport; regulation of neurotransmitter secretion
Cellular component (GO): terminal bouton; SNARE complex
Molecular function (GO): syntaxin binding
Source: RefSeq, a predicted model, not a curated record
AGGAAGGAGGGACCGUGUCGGUGGGAUGGUCCGGAAAUGCUGUGAUAAAAAGAGGGGCGCGGGCGAAAAGUAGGGAGAAGGUCUGGAGUCAUUCCCUCUCCUCCACACUGCACCCGCAACUUCCCCGGCAGCCCUCAGGCUCACGGGCGCCGGCCGGAGCCUCCCGGGGAGCAGAGGAGCCGCAGCCACUCGCCGCCGGCCCGGCCCGUCUCAGCACCGCACCCGCCGCCGAGCGAGGCUGCCCUCCAAGGAUUCCUGGUCUCUGUGCAUGUGAGGUGUGAAGGUGGGAGCACCCCAAAGCCCUCAUCAUGGAUUUUGUUAUGAAACAAGCUCUAGGAGGGGCUACCAAAGACAUGGGGAAGAUGCUGGGUGGAGAUGAGGAGAAAGACCCAGAUGCUGCCAAGAAAGAAGAGGAACGACAGGAAGCCCUCAGGCAACAAGAGGAAGAGAGGAAAGCCAAAUAUGCCAAGAUGGAGGCUGAAAGAGAAGUUAUGAGACAAGGGAUUCGAGACAAGUAUGGGAUAAAGAAGAAGGAAGAAAAGGAAGCAGAGGCCCAGGCUGCACUGGAAGCUAAUGCUGAAGGGAGUCUGACACGCCCAAAGAAGGCGAUCCCUCCUGGCUGUGGGGAUGAGGAGGAGGAGGAAGAAGAGAGCAUUCUAGACACAGUCAUCAAAUACCUACCAGGGCCCCUGCAGGACAUGUUCAAGAAGUAAUAGCUGCAGACUGUUAGAUGGGCAUAAACAGUACUGCAAAGGAUUUCUCUUUUGCCCAAUGGGGAUUUACAAUCUUGCCAUCCAUCAUGCAGCCCUCCCCACCUCUGCCCUCUACUGCUCACUAGGAGUCCCUUCGCUUCCCAUUCCCUUCUAUCAGCCUCUUUCCCUUUCCUCCACCCCAAGACUUAUCCAUUCCUUUUUUGUACAUAGUCUCACAUCCAGUAGAUGCCUCUGAAUGGAUGUAAAGAUUAAAAAGCUGCAGACUACACAACUUUUAUUAUAAGCCAUAGUACUAUGUAUGUUAAAUAAGGCAACUGCACAUCAAGCAUAGAAAAGGAACAAUCUCAUUUCCAUCCAGAGCAAGAAGGAGCGUUCACUAAGUAUGAACAGUGGCCUCUUUAAUUUUUUUAAUUAUCUUUUUUUAAUUAUUAUUUUUGAUAAUAAUUAGUCAUUAUUAUAAUGUUCUUGUUGAUUAGGUCACACUAGCCAUUUUUUGUUGACCACAUCUGCUCUUGGCAGGGAUAUCUCAGUUAUCCCAUGGAAGCAGAGCUUUUCAGUUUUAAUUCCAUUGCUGACAUAAAUAAAAGAUCAUUUGUAAAGUAAAUCAUGCAUGACUUACACAGCUGACAUCAUGCAGAACUGUGGAAGAAGUGAGUCAUCUGCCCUCAGAUGCUGUAGAAGUUAAAUGCCUCAGAAUCUAAGCAAGACUCAUGUUGCUUUGGGAAUUAGCCAUACACUUAACUUGAAAGAGCAAAUUGGUGAGACAGUUGCUAUACAGAGAGCUGAGACCACAGGAGAGUGCAUGGUGCUCUGGUAGAGGACCUUCCCAGCCCCUCUGAAGCCAAUGACCAAGUACAUUUGCUGCUCUGUUUAACCUUCCUCUUUCUGCCCGAUACCGUAUUCAACACUCGCAUUUCCAGCACUGUUUGUUUGCAGGCUGGGCUUUUGGGUUUCCAGCAUAUUGUUGUGGCUGUGUCAUGCCCACCUCUUCCUGGAGUGUGUGGGUGUGUGUUGUGGCUCAAGUGUUAGUUAUGGCCCUGGAGAUCCAGAAAUUCGGGGUAUGCCUGAUAUGUAUCAUGCUAAAUUACUGCCUUGCCUUGGGGAGGUCACUUAUUUUUCUGCCCCAAUGGCAAAAUGUAGGUUUCGGUCUCUGCCUGCUAUAAAGGCAUGAAGUGAGGAUGCUUCUCCAGUACUGUGCAGGAGCUCAUUAAUAUUAGUGCAGUGUGUGGUAUCCCUUGAUGCUAAUAGGUUGGGAGGAAGUCUCUUUCUCACCAUUUUUUUGUUGCCUUUUGCAGACACAGGUACAGAGGGCUUCUCAGUACAGCACUGUAGGUAUGAAGUAACUACAAAAGAUAAAUAAAAUUCUAUGGGAGAUGUUGACUUGGUAGCACAUGCAUAGAUUCAAUACAUAGACAGACUUAUUUUGAACAUAGAUUCUCAUGAUCAGGUAUCUGGCUGGUCAUCUGAAGAGCUAAUCCUGGAAUUUUGCAUUUGGCUAUGUCUCUGUAGUUGAUGCUCUGAGAGGAUCAUGCCAUCUCAGUCUUAUGGUCUUGUAAAAGAAAUGAGGGUUUUUCUGUUGGAACUAGCAUUGCUUAUCCCUGUCCUGGGAAAAAUAAAAAUUUCCUAAAUAUGUGGAAGAGAUUUGAAAGCCAACACACACUUUUAGCUGGCAAUAAAAAGGAAACAAUCUCAGACACUUCAUUGUGUACCUAAAUUAAGCAUUUUACUUCAGUGGAACUUCUUUGUUGCACUGGUUCAGUGGAACUGAGUUUGGGCAAACAUCUCAGUAUUUUCCUGAAUAAGAAAUUUUAGAAGAUAUUUAUCAUCUUUUCAGGUAAGCAAAACAAAUCUGCAUCAUGGUUAAGGCAGUGAGCUUGUGAGCUCUGUGCCUUCCCCAUCUCUCUUAAUAGGGGAAAAAUGCUACGAAAGAGAAGACAUACAGCAUUCCCUCCUCACCCAGUUCUUAUUCAGGUAUUAUAGUCCUUGCUUCUUCCCAAAUAAUUUUGACUGUAAGUUUCUGCUGAAUCCAAGGUGGACUCUGAGGAAGUUUGACUGAUCUACAAGUCAGAACAAGCUGAUAAAGAUGCAACUUAUUUCAGGCUGGAUCUGCAAAUAGGACAUGGUCUUUCAAGUACAGGCUGCCAAGGACUAUCCAGAAGAAAGAGAUAGCAGGUUUUAUUCAUUUGGGUAAUGUCAGUGGGCCUUUCCUAUCCUAACUUUCAUUUAAAGCAAGAUGAGUGUCUCCCUUUUAAGACUUUUAAUGACCCAGAACGCCCUGUGAGUAAGUGCUUGGAUAUAGCACAGCAGUGUUGAACAAUCUACCAUUUUCGAGGGAGAGUGCCCUACUCACCCCAUGCAAACUCAGCAACUAGUAAUCUGAGCCUAUUUAAGUAAACCUCAAAGAAUUGAAAACCCUCCUUUUGUCGUAAAGGCAGCAGCUCCUUUUGAUGCUCUACCACAGAGCACCCCUGAAAGCUACAAGGCAGAGGCUGGAUCUUUGCUUCAGCCCCUUUUUGGUAGUUAAAUAUCCUGAGUUAGAUCACACUGAUAUACAGACAUCAAUGCUUUUGCAAUGCCCUCAUUAAUCUCUGUGGCCUGCAUCCUCCAACACAUAAGGAGAACCAGAUAUCUGCCUCUGCUAAAAGAAACGUGUCCCUUCAUGUUGUCCCCUGGCCUUGUGCUGGAGAACUCUUGCAGAUAAAGAGGAUAAACUUGCUCCAUUUUGCUUUGGCUUUUCCCUACCACUUGCUUGUUCACCUUUUCCUGACGCCAUCCUUGACUCCUUUCCUCAUCCACCAAAUACUGUUCCUGACACAGUGUCAGAAUUUUCUGCCUGGCAUCCUCCCUGCAGACUGCUAUCACUGAUUAUUUUCACAGUCUCUCUGGCAGCUUGAUGUGCAUGUUUGUGCACAUAUGUGUGGACAGUUGGGAAAUUAGAGAAGAAAGGGAGAGGAGAGAUAAAGGAGGAGUGUUUGGUACAGUUUUGUCUAACUGCCGCAGCAGUUGUGCCACUGAAUGACUGGUCCACAAGUCAGGAUCUUGUGCGGCCUGUACUCCAAUUUCUUAAGCAGGUACUGCUAUCCCUGGGCUCAGAACAUUAAAAAUACUCCUUUUGUGAGCUGAGCUCCUGAGCUGUGUGAACAUCUGGAUUGAAACACUUAAGAAGUCCAUAGGAACUCUCUGCUGAGUCUGGUAGGCCUUGUGCCAGACUCACAGAGCAGAAGGGAAAGGGAAGGUGGCUUAUUAAAUAGCGUCUACUGAGUCUUUUCCAUUAUGGGAGCUUCCCAGCUCAGCCACGUCAUCGCUUCUUACCUCAACAUCUGCAGCAAACCUUCCUCUAUGGGCAGCAGACAGUUCAGCCAGGUGUGAGCUGGUAGUUCCCAUUUUCCUUUCCUUUCAAUUAGAAACAUGACAGAAGAUCUAUCGUAGGUGCUGGGUAGGUUUUGCUUGGUUUUGCCUCAUGUGACUCUUGGCAUGCUGCAUGAGUUGUGGACCUCUCCUCAAGUCAUUCCACUGUCCCUGAAGUGCCUAAGCCAUGCUGAAGAGACUCGAGAGCAGGCACUCUCCCCUCUCUCCUGCCCAUCUAUUUCCCUUCCCACUCAGAACUGGCAACAAGGUACACAGACACCUUUGGCUCAUGUAUGGAAGUGAGAAGAAUUGUCUCAAACAGUUUUCCUCUCGGCACUCAAGCAGGUGAUGAAGCACUUAAACAAGACCAAAGAGAAGCAUGGUUCAUUGUUUGGAUUCUGAAUAUCUCUUUGUCUUUUCAUGGCAUUGUUUUAUUUGCAUCACUGGUCUGUUCAAUCUCAGGUAAAUGAGGUAUUUUAAUUUUAUAACAGGUUUUUAUUUACACAGAAAGGUUGGUGGCUAGACACUGCAGUCAUUUUCCCUCACAACUCCAAGACCUUACUGGUUAGGUAAAAAAUAGUCAAAGGGCCUUCACAUUUGGAGGGUAAAUGAUUUAGUUUGCCAUUGACCUUGUAAAAUCACAUUUGUAUUUAGAGAAAGCCAUAUGAAAUCAGACUGCAAUAUUAAUUAUGAAUGCUACUCUUGUGUUUAAAAUGAAUAAAACAAAAUGUAAGAUCAUAUGCUAAAUCACUUUGGAGUUCCUCUGUCUAUGUUUCUAGUAUCAUACAUUGACUUAGACCCUUCCCAGCCCCUCUCCUUCAUCAAAAAAGACCAUACCAAUGCUGCUGAAUACAUCUUUUUGCCAAGCUUACUGUGCUAGAAUAAGCAUUGUUAGAAAUUAGUUGUUGUGAUCUAAAUGUAAAGUCUUAUGUAUCUGAAAGUUGUCUGUAUCUGUUCUGAAUAUAUGUUAUCGAGAUAACUGUUUCUUCAUGCACUGAGUUAGUAAAAUGUUUCAGUAUUGUCAUUAAAAAAUUGCCUGUUUUCUCUCUUUCUCUCUCACACACAGCAAAAUUCAACUUAGCCAUGCAUUUUCUAGCAAAAAUGCUCCCCAGCUUUCUUUCAGAUGCAUGCAGCACUAGAAGAUGAUUUAAAGUAGAAACUUUGUGAGUGUGAUUUUAAUUUGUUAUUUUUCUGGUACUUUUUCCUGCAUGAUAUGGGUAAAUGGUAUGAUGUUCUUUUAAAAUGGAAUCACAGCCAAUAAAAACCCCCAGUGAUUUCAUAAA